Prorocentrum cordatum is the source of this 207-nucleotide messenger RNA. The record is from the annotation of a GenBank genome assembly. Lineage: Eukaryota; Dinophyceae; Prorocentrales; Prorocentraceae.
GAGGUGGCCAGCGCGGAGGCGGCGGGCGGCGAGGCGCGGCGCGCGGAGGCAGAGGUGCAGGCGCUGCUCAACGAGGCGGAGCAGAGUCGGAGGGACAGCGCGCUGGGGCUGGAGGACCUGCUGCACAUGACCCGCGAGAACCAGCUGCUGCACGGGCAGUUGCUGCGCGUCCGCCAGCAGUACGACGAGCUGUCGGCCGCGGCCAAG